AUGGAUUCUCCAAGAGGCAGCGAGGAAGAGAGAAUUCAGAUGCCGGAGGAGGCGGCGGACGACAGGGAGCCAAAGAGGACUGAGGUCUGCGAGACGGAGAGCCACUUCCCAAACGGACGGAGCUUUGAAACCAUGCGCAGCGAAGCCUUUGCCAGAGCUGCGUCUUCCGGAGAUGCGCUGGUUUACUAUGCUGAGGGACUCACCCAGGAUACCUUCAAAAUCUGCAAGGAGUGCCUGCGUCCCUUUAAGAAGUGUCUCCGGAAGCUGAAUUUGCCCAAGGAUUUUCCCAAGGAAAAGCGACUGAGCUGCACCCGGAAAAACCUCCUCAUCCUCGGAGACCACAUCAACAAGUUCCUCCAGGACUAUUGCGAAAAGUGGGAGCUGAAGCACUGGAAAAAGAUGCUAUGGAGGUUCGUCUCCCUCUUCUCAUCCCUCGACGAGAAGCAACUGUGCAAACUGUACCAUUAUGGCAAGACGGGCCAAACAGCCAAGUUUCUGAAGGCUUAUGGUCACUUGGAGGGCUCCAGCCAGGUUCCCGUCUCUGAAAACGGCCGCCUGAUGAGGCUGCGCGAUACUUGGGGUCUCCACGGG
Messenger RNA from Anolis sagrei ordinatus, 591 nucleotides. Lineage: Eukaryota; Metazoa; Chordata; Lepidosauria; Squamata; Anolidae. The record is from RefSeq and is a predicted model, not a curated record.